Messenger RNA from Penicillium soppii, 1650 nucleotides. RefSeq names its product flavin-containing monooxygenase. The coding region runs from base 1 to 1650 and encodes 549 amino acids. The record is from RefSeq and is a predicted model, not a curated record. Gene Ontology annotation, molecular function: N,N-dimethylaniline monooxygenase activity; NADP binding; flavin adenine dinucleotide binding. NCBI's taxonomy places the organism in Eukaryota, Fungi, Ascomycota, Eurotiomycetes, Eurotiales, Aspergillaceae. The transcript has 2 exons.
AUGGCGAGCAAUGACUCGUUCUUACCGGCCUUCAUCCGGCACCCCUUUGUCGAGACCUUCACAUGGCUCUACAUAACCUUACAAGCCGUGCUGACUUGGAUUUUUUCUCCCGUCCCCCCUCCUCCAACCGCUCAAAAUGCAAAUAUUCCUCGAAAGAGGGUUGCAGUCAUUGGUGCAGGCGUGACUGGUGUAUCUUCGGCUGCACACUGUGUUGGCCAUGGCUUCGAUGUCCAACUAUUUGAAUCUAGACCCAAAGAACAAGGCCUGGGUGGCAUCUGGAGUCGAGUCAAUUCUACCUCCGCAUUGCAAGUCCACAGCGUCAUGUACCGUUUCCAUCCCUCGGUCAGCUACACCAGCGCAUAUCCUACUCAGCAACAAAUCAAAGACCAAAUUGUUGCGUUGUGGAAACGCUAUGAUUUGGAAAGGCGUACUGUCUUUGACACGAAAAUCACUUCCGUGAAAAAGAACAAGGACGGCAAAUGGAUUAUCAAUGACGACGAAGAGCAGUAUGGCCUUUUCGAUGGCAUCUUGGCUUGCGUGGGCGUGUGUGGCGAUCCCAAGAUGCCACCCCUGCCCAAUCAAGACAAAUUCAAGGGCGAAAUCUACCAUUCCUCCGAGUUGGACGGCAAAGACGCGAAAGGCAAGAAGGUGCUUAUCGUGGGUGGCGGCGCCAGCGCCAUUGAGGCCCUGGAGUUUGCCGUUAAAAACGGUGCUGCUGAGAUUGAUGUCCUUUCCCGGUCCGACAAAUGGAUCAUUCCUCGCAAUGUGCUAGUACAGUCUUUGCUAGCAUGCAACAUCUUUGGCCAGGAAACCGCUCUUUCAUGGAUCCCCGAAGGGUUGCUGCGCAAGUUCUUCUACCGUGAUCUCCAAGAUAUUGCCCCGACAGACAAAGGUGUCUUUACCCAGACCCCAAUGGCCAAUGAUGAACUGUUCAACCAAAUCCGCGAGGGCAAAGCCCACUGGUUGCGAGGUGACAUUGUUUCUCUGGAGGAAUCGGGCGUUAACUUCAACUUCCGAUCCAAGGGUGUCCCCAAGGGAGGACCCGGCCAGGAGAGACUGGUUGAAGGAGAUAUUAUUGUCAUGGCGACUGGUUUCAAGCGACCCUCGUUGAACUUCUUGCCCGAGGAAGUAUUCGAGGAACCGUAUGGCCCGCCCAGCUGGUAUUUGCAAGUCUUCCCUCCCAAAUACCCCGACAUUUGCGCAAACAACAGUACCUACGUCGAUGCCAUCGGUACAGUGGGAAAUAUGCACAUUGGAAUUUACACACGAUUCUUGCUCAUGUUCCUCACCGACCCAUUGACCCGUCCUACCGAACAGUGGAUGAAGACGUGGAUUGACUUCACGAGGUUCAUGAAGCGCUUCGCUCCUACGGAAGCAUUUGACUUCUUCACCUAUGCUGAGCUGAUCUAUUGGUACUUCUUUGUCCUGGUCAUCAACCCAUUCCGUUGGAAGUGGGCACUCUUUGUGUUCUUCGGAAUUGGCCGUGGCUUGCCUUUGAUGGUUGUGGCGCAAGAGAACUCGUUCCGCAAAGAGCUAAAAAAGGAUCGCAACGCCAACAAGUCCGAUAAGUCUAACAAAUCCGACAAGUCCGAGAAUUCGAACAAGUCGAACAAAUCGAACAAAUCGAACAAGUCCACUAAAGCUCACUGA